This is a messenger RNA of Lithohypha guttulata, 363 nucleotides long. RefSeq lists its product as uncharacterized. The transcript has a single exon. Bases 1 to 363 code for a protein of 120 amino acids. NCBI's taxonomy places the organism in Eukaryota, Fungi, Ascomycota, Eurotiomycetes, Chaetothyriales, Trichomeriaceae. The record is from RefSeq and is a predicted model, not a curated record.
AUGUCUGGACUCGAGGUGACCGGAGGUAUUAGUGCCAUUAUCGCCAUUAUCGAGGCCAGCGUGAAGAUCUGGCAACGCGCGCAGCAAGACAUCAAACUGCCCGAGACCUUCCAAACCGUAGCUCGCCGCCUCCCUCUAUUGUUAUCCUCGUUGCAAACCUGUCACGACCAGCUUGAUACUGUCAAAGAAGAACUGUCAGCCGAUGUAGUUGAGUCUUUCACGAAGAUUGUUGCGAAAUGCAAGGCAGAAGCACGUCAGCUGCGCGACAUCUUCGAAGAUACAGUGCCUGGCGAGAAUGCUGGCCGGAUCGAACGAUACAAAGUGGCGGUGAAGAGCAAGGGCAAGGGCAAGACGGUGGAAUAA